UCUGUAUCGGCACGUUGAACGGCGUUGGUCUUCACAAGUUUGCAUUACAGUGUGUUGCAGUGCGUGGAAAGAAGCGGUAACCGAGGAAAACGCGGUAAUUAUUAGCGAAAGCCGCAAAUGUAGUACUAGCCGAAAAGAUUUUGAUAAUUUCACCCGAAAAUCUGGCUGCAGAACCGUAAACUUCUACUAUUGAUCCAUUUUUGAUGAAUAAUUCGACAUGGAGUCAGCCGAAGAAAAUUCCGCCGUUCUUCGAACGAUAAUGAAUGACCAAGAAUUGGCGCAGAUUCCGACGGAACUGUUAAAGAAAAUUCAAACAUACUGCAGCGGACAAUUGGACGAUUUUCUAACCGCUAAAGGGGUUUUCGAUACGUGUCGAAGGAAUUUAGAACAAAACUUGGAAAAGGCACAGAAAGAACUUGCGGAGCAAAAAGCGAAUUGUGACGAGUACAAGGAAAAGUUUGAGUUCGUGGAAAGGACUAAUGUAGAGAUAUCUAACAGCUUUGAGGAUGCGAGGAAUGAAGUACAUAGAUUGCAGGAAACUGUAAAACGAUUGGAGAAGGAAAAUGGUGAUUUACGCAGACAGAGGGACACAAUCACAGAUGAUACAAAUGCAUUGCAACUGCAAGUUGAAAGGCGGGAUACUGAGAUUGAAAGGAUGCGCAUCGAAUUAUCCUCCUUGAGCUCUCAGCUUCAAGCUGCCAUUGCAGCAAAGUGUCAAACUCUAGCUGACACGGAGGAAAUUCGCAGUCGAGAAAUGACUUUAGAUUUUAAAGAAAAACGACUGGAGCAAGAACGCGUGCUUCUUUCCCAACAAAUGGCGGGUCUCGAAGAGGAAUUAGCCAAGAGGACCUCUGAACUGCAGACGGCAAGGUCUGAAGCAUCUGCCAGAGCACUCUUAAUUGAUACCAAACUGUCUCAGCGUGAGGAGGAGUUACGUAUAGCCAACGAAGCCAGUUCCCAAUUGCGGGAGUCGGUUUCCUCUCUUCAGAAGCAAUGCGACGAGCUAGUCCAGAAAGUGGAGCAGCAAAGGGCUCACGAAAUCGCCAUAAACGAUUCCUACCAGAAAGAGAUUAGUGCACAGAAAAAUCUGACUAGUUUAUAUGAAUCGAUGAAGAACGAUGCCAAUGCCAAGGCUGAGGCGAUCUCCAAUGCAGCGAGCGAGCUGCAGAAACUCGUAGACAGCACUGCGGAAGAGUAUGGACUCUUGGAAACGAAGUAUAACCAAUUGGAGCUACAGCAUAAGCAAGACAUCGAGGAAAAGGAGCAGAGUAUUCAGGAGUUGACAAAGGAAUUGGUACACGCUAACGAAUUGGUGAAGAAUAUCCAGCAAGAGAAAUUAGACCAAGCUGUAGAACAACUGGCACCAACAGCAGCCAUAACAAGCCGAGUAUUGCGAAAGGGUCUGAGCCUUACGCAAAUUUACACUCAAUUGGUCGAAGUCACCAAUGAACUGACUCUGGAACGAGAGGAGAAUGAACGCCUGAAAUCUCAGAUGGACGUGAUCCUUCGUGAAUUAGAGCAGAAGGCGCCAUUGCUGCAGCAACAACGACAUGAUUAUGAAACGGCCAUGUCGAACGUUGCAACGCUCACCACUAGAUUGGAUGAACUGCUUGCGGAGAACCAGCGUCUGCACGAAAGUUCUGACGAGGCUAACCGUCUCGCCAAGCAUCACACAACGGAGAAUCAGAGAUUGAAAACGGAACUCGCCGAUCUGGCCAGACAAGUAUGUUUCCUCCUUAAAGAGGUCCAAGAAAGCCGCACUGGUACCAGUAUAGAAACCCGAAACUUGUCAUCCUCCGUAGACACAGACGACAUCUUGUCAUCGCAGAUUAUCAGCAAGAAGCUGGUGACUUUCAAAGACAUUGAGGAGCUACAAGAAAAUAAUCAGAAGCUCUUGGCCGUUGUCCGCGCAUUAUCUUCGAGGCAGGAAGAGAUCGAACGGGCUACUGACGAGAUAAAUUCGGGCGAGAUGAAGGAGAAGCUGGAUCGUUAUAUGGAACAACUUACAGAAAUGCAGACUGCACAGGAUAGGCAGUCGAAGAUGCUGGAUAAUCUUUUGAAACAAAGGGACAUGUACAAGAACAUGUACCAACAGACGCUAAAAAGCUCUACCGAGAAGAAAAAAGACGAACUGGAAGAGAACGCCGAAGAGAGCAAAUCGAAAUCGGAAGAGGAGCUGAAAGCAACGAAAGAUGAUGAAGAAAAGAAAAAGGAAUGGUCCAAGAAGCUGCAGGAAGCCGAAGACAAAUGUAAACAUAUCUCGGACGAGUACGAAACGUACCGGAAGGAACGAACUGCGCACGAGAAGAUGUUGGGCGAGGAAGUGGAUAGACUGAGGAAGGAGGCGGAGGCGAAUUCGGCGAGAUGUUGCAGGUUGAGAGCGCAGCUGGAUUCUGCAAAUGAGAGAUUCACUCUUCUGCAGGGCAAUGUUGCUUCCUACAAGUCUCAGAUCAAGGUCCUUGAAGAAAAAUGCACCAAUUACAGCGUCACUAUUGGUAAACACGAGCAGAGCAUCAUGAUCCUGAAAGACGAGACUCUCGCUGCUCAAACUCGCUUGUCGCGGGCCGAGGUUCAGUUGGAAAACAUACGUCAAGAGCGUCAAAUGUUGAAGGAUUCUGAAGGACGUCUCCUGAAGGAACGCGAAGUUUAUCAAAGGGAGAGACAGACUCAAGUCCUACUUAAAGCAGACAUGGAAUCCAUCAAGGCCAGUUUGGAGCGAGUCCAGGCUGAAGGACAUCUCAGGGCUGAGCAGAGACUCGAUGAUGCCAACAGGGAGUGCGCUGCUCUUCGCCGUCGUCUGCAAGAGGAACAGGACCGCUUCAGGGAACUAGCAGGUCACUUGGAAAGACAAUUGGCGACCGAUCGAGAGAGAUUGAAGGAAGAGCGCGAGUUAUGCGAGAGACUGAGGACGGAGCUCGAUCAACUGAGAGAAACUGACGCUCAAAACAGUCAGAAAAUUGAGGCACUGAAUAACAAACUGCGCCAGGCAGCCACUCAUUCCAUCUCUAAGCCCUUGAUGGGAGAGGAAGGUCUUGUGAAGAGAAUAAAAGAGUUGGAGAUGCAACUGAGUGCAUCGCAAGCGGAGAUGAAGUCAUUCUCCGAACAAUUAAAGACAGCCAGACAACAGAAUCAGCAGUACUGUGACAUUGCCGAGAGCGCGGAAACGCAGCUGAGGGAGCUGACAGCCGAGUAUAACAAGUGUAAAGAGGAGCUGGAAAAUGCUCUGAAGGAAUCACGCGUGGAGAUUACUUCGCUGCAGAAGAGGGUGAAAGAUCUUAGCGAUGAUCUGUCAAGGGUGUCGAAUGGCAGGCAAGAAACCGACUUGGAACUGAGAGAGAGACUGGCCGAGGCCGAAAGGAAAAUGGAGGAGUUGGAUGAAUUGAAAGGCGAAUUAGAAUUGCUGAAGGGCGACGUGAAAACUGCGUCUACUGUAGCUAAAGAGGCGGAAGACAAGUACACCAGGGAGAUGAUGCAACACUCGGCCGAUUUGCAAAUCUUAGCCAAGCUGAAGGAGGAAGCUCAAGAUUUCCAGCAACGGCUUAGCGUUUUGAUUCAAGAGCGGAACGCAGCGGUGGAAGCUCUGGAAGUUGAGAAAUCAGCUUCGAAAGAAAGAGAGCAGAGGUUUGUGAGCGAGAUUGAAGAAACUCAUAAGAGAAUCACAGAUCUAGAUACACAGAAUGCGCUUCUGCAUAACCAGAUUCAGGAAUUGGGCGAUAGAGUAGCCAUCAUGCAGAGCCAGCAGACUAAGAUAAGCGGAAGGGAGAGCCCCGACACCAGUUUGGAAACUUUGAAUAAAAGUUUCACCUCUCUUGAGGAAGAUUCCAAGUCAGUGGAACAAUUGUUGCGGGUUAUGAAGUACCUCAGAAGGGAGAAGGAUUUAGCUUUAGCGAAAUCCGACGUUCUUAGAGCAGAAAAUCUCAGAUUGAAGUCGCAGGUCGAGGUGGCAGAGAAACGAUUAAAGGAAACUGAAAGUUUGCUGAAUUCUGAACGAGAGAAAUCCGAGGUUGACGUGAUGACCACCUCCAAGCACGCCGAAUUGUUGCGCAAAGUGGAGACUUUGAACGCUAUUACCGAUUCUAAUCGCAUUCUUAGGGAAGAAAGGGAUAGUCUGAGCGCAAAAGUCAACGAACUUACGGCCAAGGUCAACGCUUUAUCGGAAGAAGUAGUGCCUCUUCGGGAUAUAUCCAGAGAUUUGACAGCCAAAACCGAAGCUUUGGCAGAAGAGAACACCAGCUUGAAGGGCGAGGCAACCAGAUGGAGGCAAAGGGCGAACACGCUGUUAGAAAGGGCAAAUAAAGCCAGCCCUGAAGACUGGCGACGACUUCAGACUGAGAGGGAGAAUCUCAGCAAAUUGCUGACAUCGGAAAGGGAGAUUCAUGCGAAGAGAAGUGAAGAGUUUAAUCAGGUAAAAGUGGAGAAAGCGAAACUCGAAGAACAACUGGUACAGUUGCAAAAACAAAUACAAACUCAGGAUGAGCAGAUGCUGCGGGCGUCGGAAGAGGCACGCAAAUUGGGCCACGAACUUAAUGAGGCAUUAGCCGACUCAUCCUCAAAAGUAAAGGACUUGAUGUUGCUCAAAAAGGAACUAGAUGAUAAGGAAACUGCACUCAGCGAUAUUCGAAGCAAAGAAAUGCAAAUUCGCAGAAUAGCCAAGAAGUAUAAGACGCAAUUUGAGGAACUUGCGAGAAGCGUCGAGGAGGAGAAAAACCGCAAUGAGGGAAGUAGGAACGAGAACAGUUCCGUAAUCAUGCAAGAACGUGAAGAUCAACUGAGAGAGGAAGGCCGUCAAGAACUCCGCCAGGCAAACAUCGAACUGACGACGAAAAUAGACGAACUAACCCAUCAAAUAACGGCGGCCCAGAACGAAACGGAGACUCUGAGAAAAGAAAUCGAAGCUAUAAACCGUAGCAGUAUAGAGAAGGAGGAGAGGGCAAAACAAGUUCUGAAAGGUGCUAGGACGAAAAUUAUGCAGUUGACUGAAUCGAAGAAGAUGUGUGAGAAAGAGCUGUUGGAUCUGAAGUCGAGAUUAGAAUCCGCUGGCGGUAGCGCGGGAGUUCAGGAUGACCCGGAAACGGAGCAUGACGCGCGAUUGGUGGCGUUGAAGUCACAGCUGGAAGCCCGCAUCUCCAGACUGGAGCACGAGAAAUCCGAGAUACAGGCGGAGAAAGACACGCUCUCGCAACGGAUUACUCAGCUUCAGAGGCAGCUAUCGGGAGGGAGCGGUGUCAGCGCCACUACGGAGCCGCCUACGGCGAACAUUAAGCCGAUGUCUGCUAGAGCAGAAACACCUCUGGCAAGUAUCAGACCGAUGAGCGUCGUGGUACAGUCAAGAACGGUUGCCGUGUUGCCGACUACUGCCGGCGCACCGGUCAUGGUCGCGCCGCAUCAGAUGCAACAGCAGCAGCAACAAGUGGUACACACUACGGAAACUAGCUCGCCGACUAGCAGUUUGACCGACUUUCAGCCGGCGAGUACAAGUAGUUCUUCGCAGAGUGCACAAACGAGUGGCCUUCGUCAGUUGGCAGUACAACCACAGUUGAGCGAGUCGGCCGAGUCGACACAGCGAGAGGACCCCGAGAGCGCCGAAACGUUAAACGUGCAGUCACAACAGCAGCAAUGCCAGCAACAACAGCAGCAGCAGCAACAAGCAGUGGCGCUGGUAAGCCCUAGGGUGGAGCAACAACAGCAACAACAGCAGGUUGCCGUCAGCGAUCAACAACAGACAGUGGCGAGCAGUUCCACACAGUCAGUCAGCACGUCUCAAGCUUCUACAGGACUUAAGAGACCUCGAGGGUUGGAUUCGACCGCUUCUGGCUCCGGUAUAGUUGAAGGGGUAGAUCAUGGACGGCAGGAGCAAGGACAGAGCCCGAAACCAAAAAGAAGCAGACCGGAUAUCAGCGCAACUGCAAGUGCCAGCGCUUCAGAGGUCGAAUACCAGGUGCCUACAUCAAGCCAGAGGGAUCAAGAUGAAGAAGUGGAGGAAGGCUGUGUAGUGGUAGUAGAUUGCGAUGAAGGUGAAGGUGGCGGAAAUCACCAGACCCAAGAGGAAGAAGAAUUCGAUAACGACACCUACGAGGAGAUGGAAGAAGAGGAAGAAAUGCCUUACGAAGUUGAAGUUGAGGUUGAACGGGACAAUAACGAGGUGGAGAUUAUCAUGGAGGAGGAUUCCACCAGCGUUGAAGUUCCUAGACAAGGUCAAGCGGCGAUUCCUACCAAUCAACAACAGUCUGAAGCAAUCAGUAGUGCUGGCCCCACUGGAGAACCACCAACGUCUUUUACAGCUAGAUCGUCGAGAGGAAUCGCGCCUAUGCCUAGACAACAGCAACAGCAACAUCUUCUUUUGCCACAACAAGGGUACGAAGAUGGCGGCGACGACUGUAUCGUACCUAGUACGCCUACUCUCUUUGUGCCACGUCGCGACGGCUUUGGGGAAGCUGUGAGCUCUCCACAGGUUCCUCAGGGUCGUUUUACCUUCGGGGAUCCAUCGGCGCCCACAACAGCUUCCUCAACGCCGUCUCUAACGACACCCACUGGCUCUGCCACCAGAACCAUCUUUGGUUCAUCAAAUUCUGCAGUAGCUCAGGUUGUCCAAGAAAGCUUGGACGAUAGUAGAAUGGAUUUGGCACAGCUCGAAGAUGGCGGUACUGGUCGUAGCGUGCCUACAACACCUCUUCAGGUUUCGCCAGCUGCAGAUCUGCCACCUUCGACUAGUAGCAGUCAAGCGGAAGAACAAGAAACUACUGCGUCUGUAGCACCCAUCACUAUAACGGCUACUUCCGGCGAUAACGUUGAGGAGCCGAGCAUUCCGAGCAUCCGCAUCGUGGGUGCGGACGAUCAGCAACGCGGUUCAACUGAAGCUACAGAAUCCAGUGCAACCCCAAGCGAAGGAGUGAGUUCGGAGGGCGAGAAACGAUCAGAAGAACCAGUGGCUCUGACAUCCGGUGAGGAUGAUUCUGUGGACACAGCAGAGGCAACGGAAGAAGCCGGAAGCGAGAUCGUUGAAGAUGACGUCGAAGAAGAGAGCCGUGAAGCAGAAGCGUCACCGUCUAGUAACACUCGCCAGAGGACAAUGGCAGCCAGUCUAGCAGCUGCAGCUGCCUCCAACGGUGCCAGAGGAGUAACUGUAAGACGAUCGCCGAGAUCACCCUUCCGAGCAGCGAGAAGCGCUAGGCCUACACCGAUUGUAUGGGGAGAAAGCCAGUCAGGUAGAGGACAACCCGUGCUACGAGGACAUUCAACUAGGGGGACUACCAAUGAAGGUGGACGAGGACGAGGAACCCGAGGUCGAAGAAUGCGUGGGAAGUACUCUUAUGGUCGAUAUUCAUAAUAUAAUAUAACGAUACAUUUUAUUCGCCAGACAUUCUGUAUAGGUUUAUGGUGACAAUAUGUUAUUAAGCAAGUAAAGAAAAUUCCAAUAAACUGUUUUUUUGUUUAUUAUGUAAUAAAUAGUGUUCCUACUCUUUGGAAAGAAUAUGUGGACUAUAUAGAAAUAUUAUGCUAUCUCUUAUAUUCGCGUCCUUUUUUCUGAAUAGAUAAUUGUUUUUGAACAAGUCCAGUUUUGCAGCUUAUGAUCUUAUUUAUAUUAAAAAGAUUUAAGGAUUGAGUGAUUUUACAAAAGUUUUGUCAUUCGUAAAGAAAAAAUUGAGAAGAUUAAUAAAUUCUAGAUUAACA
Molecule: messenger RNA, 7671 nt
Organism: Ooceraea biroi (clonal raider ant)
Lineage: Eukaryota; Metazoa; Arthropoda; Insecta; Hymenoptera; Formicidae
Gene: Mgtor
Product: nuclear basket protein megator
Biological process (GO): regulation of mitotic spindle assembly; protein import into nucleus; mRNA export from nucleus
Cellular component (GO): nuclear pore
Molecular function (GO): structural constituent of nuclear pore
Source: RefSeq, a predicted model, not a curated record